UUUUGAAUCACAUAACAAAGUCUCACGAUGGAAUUUUCUAUUGUCUCUCAUCAAUUGUCACAAACAUUAUUUUGGUCACUCAUACCAAUGUUAUUUAUCUUAACACUCCUCAUCAAAAUCUUCCUCAAACUAAAUCAUCAGAAAACUCGUAUAUCUAAAAAGUUUACACUCCCUCCAGGUCCCAAACCUUGGCCUAUAGUUGGUAACAUUCCUGAGAUGUUGGCAAAUAGGCCUACAAAUAGAUGGAUACAAAAGAUUAUGAAUGACCUCAACACAGAAAUUGCAUGCAUCCGUUUAGGUAACAUUCAUGUCAUUCUAGUCAGCAGUCCUCAAAUUGCACGUGAGUUUUUUAUAAAACAAGAUGCAAUUUUUGCUUCAAGACCCAUUAGUUGGUCCAACGAGUACAUUGGUGGAUUUAUGACCACAGCACUCAGCCCAUUUGGAGAUCAAUGGAAAAAAAUGAAGAAAAUAAUUAGCAAUGAAAUAGUUUCCCCUUUAAGGCAUCAAUGGCUUCAUGACAAAAGAGUGAAAGAAGCUGAUAAUCUAGUACGUUAUGUUUACAAUCAAUGCAAAAAAAAUGGUGGCCUUGUGAAUGUGAGGGAUGUGGCACGACAAUAUUCAGGGAAUGUCAUUAGGAGGUUGAUUUUCAAUAUAAGGUACUUUGGAAAUGGUAAUGAAGAUGGUGGUCCUGGUUUAAUGGAAAUAGAAUAUGUAGAAGCAGUUUUCACUGUGUUAGAGUGCCUUUUUGCUUUCUCUGUUUCUGAUUUCAUGCCAUGCUUAAUAGGCCUUGACUUGGAUGGACAUAAAAAGAAAAUUAAGAAAGCUUGUAAGACCAUGAAGAAAUAUCAUGACCCCAUCAUUGAGGAAAGAAUUCAACAAUGGAAGAAUGGGAAAAAGAUAAAGAAAGAAGACCUUCUUGAUGUUCUCAUCUCACUCAAAGAUGCACACAACAAUUCCCUUUUAACUCAACAUGAAAUUGAGUCUAAUGUUUUGGAUUGGACACUAGCAGCCAUUGAUAAUCCAUCAAAUGCAGUCGAAUGGGGACUUGCUGAAAUGAUAAAUCAACCGGAGCUACUUAAAAAAGCCAUAGAAGAAUUAGACAGUGUAGUUGGAAAAGAAAGGUUGGUGCAAGAAUACGAUUUUCCCAAACUAAACUAUGUGAAGGCUUGUGCCAAAGAAGCUUUUCGACUUCACCCGAUUAGCGAUUUCCUUAUUCCCCAUGUUGCGAUGAAAGACACUGUGGUUGCUAAUUACAUUAUCCCAAAAGAUAGUCAAGUGAUAUUAAGGAGACAAGGAAUUGGUCUAAACCCUAGAGUUUGGGAAGAACCACUCAAGUUCAAACCUGAAAGAUAUCUUAAAGAAAAUGGUUCUAAUUUGAGUUUGGCAGAUACAAGUUUGGACACAUUAAUAUUUAGCACAGGAAGGCGUGGGUGUUCAGGAAUUCUGCUUGGAACUUCAAUGACUAUUAUGCUAUUUGCAAGGUUGCUCCAUGGAUUCACUUGGAGUGUGCCACCCAAUCAAUCUAGCAUUGACCUCUCUGAAUCUCAUGGAGGAACUACCAAAGCUAAGCCACUUGUGGCAUUGGCAAAGCCAAGGUUACUACCAGAGGCUUAUCGCUUAUAUUAAAUAUAUGUUUGAAUUGGUGAGGGUUUGGUAGAAUCAUAGUGUGUCAAUGUAACUUUUGUAAAAUUAAAUUAUACUUUGAAACUUCAACAAAAUCACAAUGUCAUCGUGAUUUUUUCAAAUUAAUUUGAUUCUAAAGAUACAAUAAGUCAGUGAUCCCAA
Cicer arietinum (chickpea) is the source of this 1785-nucleotide messenger RNA. RefSeq names its product isoleucine N-monooxygenase 1-like. The record is from RefSeq and is a predicted model, not a curated record. Gene Ontology annotation, molecular function: oxidoreductase activity, acting on paired donors, with incorporation or reduction of molecular oxygen; monooxygenase activity; iron ion binding. NCBI's taxonomy places the organism in Eukaryota, Viridiplantae, Streptophyta, Magnoliopsida, Fabales, Fabaceae.